Molecule: messenger RNA, 1273 nt
Organism: Tarenaya hassleriana
Lineage: Eukaryota; Viridiplantae; Streptophyta; Magnoliopsida; Brassicales; Cleomaceae
Exons: 1
Coding region: 377-967 (196 amino acids)
Source: RefSeq, a predicted model, not a curated record
UAGAAUCAAUUAUAACUAUAUUUAGAAUUAAUUAUGAAAUCGUAAUAACGAAGUUGUUUUCGAACGGAUAAAAAUCGUGUAUUCAUUAAGGAUAAUUUCGUCUUUUAAAAAAAAAUGUUAUGUUUUUUCUGGUGUACGCGUGAAAUAGGUGCGAUGAAAGUGGGUCAUGUGAGUAAAUUCCCAAAUAAAAGAUCGACAUUAGGAAUCCGAAACCAAGGUGCCUGCAUUCACUACCUUCUGCAAUCGGAGCUCUUUAUCUCUUCCCGUUUCUCGUGUGCUUCAAGGAUUUCAUUGUCAUAGUUCUGAAGGAGAAAAUUUCCAAAGGAAUUACCUUUUGUCGGUUUCCGGGUUUUUGGGUUUCUGGGUUCGGGUCGAGAUGAGUCAACUCGGUGACUUGCUCAGGGAAACAUCCGACAGAACAGGAAGUGGGAGAACUGUAAUUCUGGGUUUGCUCGAAGACCGAUCCGACGGCGGAGAUCGAGCGAGUAGCAAGUGGAGAGCGCUGAAGCGACGGCUGAGAUUGAGAGGCGUGAGCUGCUGUUGUGGUGUACCCUCUUGGAGUCUCCGACCGAUUACAAUCGCCGUGGAAGAAGACGACAACUACCGGGUCGUUGACUUUUCGGAUCCAGAUCCGGGUUCGGAUUCGGGCUAUUUGACACGUGGAAUUUCGAACCUCGCGGAGGCUCUUGCGGCGGAGCGACAGGCGCUUGAGGAGAGCGUGACGGAGAUGACGGCGGCGGCGAAGAAGGUGCCGUUGAUGAGCCUGAUGGCGGAAUCGGACGGCUGUGAUUCGACGUGGUUGGGGUGUGAUCGGGUGUGCUGCGUGUGCAUGGGAAGGGAGAAGGGCGCGGCAUUGAUCCCCUGCGGGCAUACGUACUGUAGAGUAUGUUCCCGAAAGAUAUGGUUGGACCGUGGCACGUGUCCGCUUUGCAACCGUCUGAUCCUUGACGUUCUCGAUCUUUACUGAAACACGGUGACUAGAACGUUGGAUUGAUGUGUAUGUCGUCGGUCUUGAUCAACGGUGGGGAUGCACCCUUUGUUUAUAUAUAUAUAUAUUAGAAAAAAGGGUGUAAGAAAGAAAGAAAUAAAGAAAAAAUGUAGAUCUCAGUGUUAACAUAUAAAAAAAAAAUCAGAACUAUAACGAUUCGGGUGCUAAAUAAUAAGCAUAUGAUAUUGUUCAUGUGAGAGAAACAAUGAUUGUAAUCUUUUUUGUGGACAUAUAUAAUUUGUUAUAUCCGAUUAAAUCAAAAUAUGUUAAAAGGCCCAUAUGCAC